Molecule: messenger RNA, 2559 nt
Organism: Naumovozyma dairenensis CBS 421
Lineage: Eukaryota; Fungi; Ascomycota; Saccharomycetes; Saccharomycetales; Saccharomycetaceae
Exons: 1
Coding region: 1-2559 (852 amino acids)
Biological process (GO): DNA integration
Molecular function (GO): nucleic acid binding
Source: RefSeq, a predicted model, not a curated record
AUGGCUAACACAAGCAAAGAACAAAUGCAGGUUAUGGUCGAUCAAGGUGUAGUAGAAGAAGUUAAUGGUUAUUGUAACUACGUCAGUCCAGGUUUUUUCAUCAGGAAAAGAGAUACUGAAGAACUCAGAUUGGUAAUAAACUACAGAACAGCUAAUCAAUAUGUCAUUGGAAUGGAAUCACAACUACCAAGUAUUUACGAUUCAAUAGUCACUUUGCCUGACUCGGUUUUUACGGUGUUAGACAUUACAUCAGCCUUUUAUACUGUUAAGUUGGAUAAAUUGUCCCAAGAUUUCCUUUGCUUCAAAGUUGGGAAUCAGACUUAUAGACCUCUUAGAGCUCCUAUGGGCUAUAAGAAUUCUGCUCAAUUGUUUGCCGCUUUCAUAAACCAUAUUUUACCCUCCUCAUUGAAACCACAUCUUACUAUUUAUGUGGACGAUUUGUUAAUCAUUGGUAAACCGAACACAAUUGUGUCUUUGACACGUGAGGUGAUCCAACACCUAGGGGGAUAUGGAAUUAGGUUUUCUGCUAAAAAGAUUCAAUUUAAUCAAAGGUCUAUAGAAUACCUAGGUUAUAAAAUAGUCCCAGGUGGAAUAAAACCUCUUGAAAGGCACAUUGAAGCUAUUGUCAACCUACCGCCACCUCAAACAGUCAGGGAUGUAAGAAGUUUAAUAGGAAUGGCAAAUGUUAUUAGGAAUUGGAUACCAAAUAUCAGCGAAUCGUUGAAACAUAUGUAUCAAACUAUUAAAGAUUAUGGUGACAAAGGAAAAAAGGGCAGAAUAUCGAUAAGUGAAGAAUUGAUAUUGGAGUACCAAAAUUUCAAGGAAACAUUACAAAGACUACCAACAAUUGGUCGGUUUAUUCCAGGUUACCCAAUUUUGAUCUUCACCGAUGCUUCCCGAUAUUCUACUGGUGCAGUUGUGAUCCAACUAAGUGACAAAGCUGAUAGUAGAAAACCAAUCCAGAUAAUCAUAGACGAAAUUAAAGAGAGAAAUGGUAAAGUUCAAGGGAAAAUAUUAGGCUUUUCGAGUCAUAAGUUAACACCUGCAGAACAAAAUUACUCCGUUUAUGAUCUAGAGCUAUUAGCUAUUGAUAAAGUAUUGGAACAGUAUGAACAGUGGUUGAUUGGUUCCCCAGUUACGGUAAUUACAGAUCAUGCUAACUUAAGUAGAUUAACAACUAAAGUUAGGCUGACUCCCAGAAUUAGUCGAACCAUGGAAUUCCUGAUGCAAUUUGAUGUAAGAAUAGGGUUUAUGGAAGGAGACAGCAAUACAAUGGCUGACGGACUCUCAAGAUAUCCCAUACACAAAUCAUCAGAGCCAUCCAAAAUAGAAGUAGAAUUAUUCAGAAGGAGCAAAUUAAGACCAGAAAUACUGGAACCAUCAAUUCCGUACGAAGAUACUGAAAUUCCAAAUCAAGUUAAACGUUUGUUUAUAACUACAGCUAAAAUCAAUGAAAGUGAUAAUGUAUUUUUGAGAGUACCAGAAAUGACACUAGAAAUUGUGGAGAAAUAUCAAGAGGAUCAAAUACAUGAUAUUACUGGACUGCCAAUUACAUUACAUGACAAAUUAAAGGAAGCUGUGAGUAACAUCAAGGUAAAUUCGAAACUCCAUUUUUUAACAAUACAAGGUGAUAAACUGCUAACUAAAGAGCAUAAAUGGUGGAUUCCACAAGAACAAUACGAAAUAAUAUUGUGGAUUAUAUGGAACACACACAUUAACAAUGAUAUGCAUCGUGGUAUACAGGAAACACUUCGAUGUAUUAGGAAACGAUACAACUUUGAUGAUCUCUAUAAACUUACUCAGGUGGUUGUCAACUCUUGUAAAAUCUGUCAAUCGAAUAAACCAACAAAUUUUUCGAUCUCAAACUACCGAUAUAUCCCUACUCCUAGCCGACCACAUAUGAUUAUGAGUGCAGACCACAUUACCGAUCUCGAUACUUCCAAAGAUGGAUAUAACGAAAUAUUAGUGAUAGUGGAUCUUUUUACUCGAUAUACAUACUUAAUCGCUGCGAAGAAACAGGAUACGGCAGAAGAGACAUUUCAGAGAUUAGAAGAGAAACUUUGUUUACAUGGCGGUUUACCCAUCACGAUGCUAACCGACAACGGAACAAAAUUCAAAGGUGAAUUCAACAAAAAUUUGUCUUGGCGUGGAAUAAAUCAUUGGAAUACUUCUAUUUACAGAGCAAAGUCAAACGGUGCUAACGAACGUAUGAAUGGUAUUAUUAAACAAUGUCUAAGAACUCAUGGAGCAUUAAUGCGUCCACAUUGGCCUCAACAUCUAUCAGCUACUGAAUUUUUCAUUAAUAGUAGGACACACUCGGCAACACGUCGAUCUCCAAAUGAGUUGAAAUUUGGCUAUGAACCUGAAUGGAUAGAUACAAAUAAACGUCUGGAAAUGCUUAAUACUGAUACCAGAAUACAAGUCAUGUCAGAUGAAGAAUGGUAUAAUUAUAUCCAAGAAAAGGUAAAACCAAUUCAAGCCCUAUUAGUAAAAAGUAAAGAUAGAAAUAAACAGAAGAUUACCAAAACAGGGAAACCAGUAGUAUUACAAAGUAGGUGA